AUGCGGAUGCUGCGCAUCUUCCGGCUGGCGAAGGCGCUGCGCGUGCUCCGCCUGAUCUCCAUGAUCAAGCCCCUGCGCGUAUUGCUGAAGUCGCUCGCCAGCACCAUGGGGACCCUGGGCUGGUGCUUGCUGAUGUUCGCGGUAAUACUUUUCCUUUUUUCGCUGGUCUUCGUCCUGCGCGUGGCAAACUACUUCAGGGACAGUGGCGACGACCUGAACCCUGCUGAGGUGAGCCGGUUGAUGGCAGCCUACGGCAGCGUGUCCAGGACGAUGCUGACGGCCUGGUCGGAUUCAUAUGCAGCACUGGUGGUAAUGAUUGGGCAAUCUAUUACGAGGCGUUGGAGCCAACAGGAUUUUUGA
Messenger RNA from Prorocentrum cordatum, 360 nucleotides. The record is from the annotation of a GenBank genome assembly. NCBI's taxonomy places the organism in Eukaryota, Dinophyceae, Prorocentrales, Prorocentraceae.